AAUGCCGUACAACCUGUGCUUGGAUCAUUCACUACCGCUGUGACUGGCCUGAAGGCGUGAAGUGUCGGUCCUGUAUGCACCCAAUUUGGGACUUAAUAAAAAGAAAUAAUCCCAAAAGUGUCUUUUUUCUCAAAUACCCACCUAAGGAAUUAAAAGUGAAAAGAAUUCAUGUGCCAGUGAUUUUAGUGAUUUUUAUUAAAAAAAAUUUCGUGCGAAUCUUCAAUUAAGAUCAAUAUCGGAUUAAAAGCCAUACACAAUGUUGGACAAAUUCAAGAAAUUAUCCUUCCUGUACAAGCCAUACGUUCUGGGUGUCCUGACAAUCGGGUAUAUUGUGGGCGAACUGGGUCACUACUUGAUUGGUGUCACAUCCAAACAGACCGCCAGGGAGCUCAUCUAUGGUGAUAUCUCAUGUCAGCUCAACAGCACGAGUUUCAAACUGUCAGAACUUCCCGUAGAAUGCAGCUCGGUGGAGACAGAGGAAGAGUGCAUGCUGGUGGAGAAAGAUGGAGUUCCCUACUGCGAAUGGAAUUACAAUGGACUUGGCCUCGAUUAUCAACUCCUUGCCGGUCCCAGCUUUAUUGCUGUCUUCACAGUGGCGGGAGUGAUUCUUGGAAUUGCAGCCGAUAAAUACAAUCGUGUUCGAAUGCUCUUCGUCUGCACUCUCAUCUUUUCCAUAGCCAUCAUUCUUCAAGGUUCUGUAACAGAAUAUUGGCAAAUGGUGGUGCUACGUAUGGUGAUGGCUCUCGGAGAAUCUGGAUGCAAUCCUCUGGCCACAGGAAUAAUGUCAGAUAUAUUCGAUGAGAGCAAACGUGCUCUAGUUAUGGCAAUUUUCAAUUGGGGCAUUUACGGUGGCUACGGUAUUGCCUUCCCUGUGGGCAGGUAUAUAACAAAAUUAAAUCUCUUUGAUCUGAGUUGGAGAAUCUGCUACUAUGGAGCUGGAGUAUUGGGUCUCAUCUUGGCUAUUCUCACUGGAGUCACACUUAAGGAGCCCAAGAGAUUGACCAUCGGUGAAGAGUCAAGCGGACAAGAUGAGAAAAUUAGUAUUUGGCAGGUUCUCAAACAACCACGAAUCAUUCUUAUUAUCAUUGCAGCUUCAAUAAGACACUGCGGAGGCAUGACCUUUGCUUACAAUUGUGAUCUCUAUUACACGAGCUAUUUUCCGGACGUGGACCUCGGAUGGUGGCUGUUCAUUGUGACUGUGGGUAUCGGAGGAAUUGGAAUUGUUGUGGGUGGAGUUGUAUCCGACAAGAUUGUGGCUAAAAUGGGUAUCCGCUCCCGUGUGGCUGUUUUGGCCAUCAGUCAAUUGAUUGCUGCACCAUUUGCCUUCGGUUCUGUGUACUUUGAACCACUAUGGGCGAUGAUUACUCUUGGAAUAAGUUACUUCUUCGCUGAAAUGUGGUUUGGCAUUGUAUUUGCAUGCCUUGUGGAAAUUGUCCCAAUGGGAGUUCGAUCAACUACUGUGGGUAUUUUCCUCUUCGUCAUGAAUAACGUCGGAGGAAAUCUGCCAAUUCUUGUGGACCCUGUGGCCAAGGUUAUCGGCUACAGAGAGUCUAUUUCAAUCUUCUAUGCUGGAUUUUACCUGAUAAGUACAGUGCUGUUCUUCAUCACCAUCUUCUGGAUGGAAGGACCAAAGAAGACCGAAACAUCACCCACAACUCCUCGACGAGAUUCCGCUCCAAGAGAUUACGGACAUGACAAUAACACAUUCUCCACAGCCGAUGAAACAAAUCUCGCCACACUGAGAGCCAAUGGACACACCAAUUAUGGCAUCCGGAAUGAGAAUAGCAGACUGUGAUUGUAAAAAAAAUACGAAAAAAAUCUCACACACUUUUAACGCACAUAAAAAAAUGAACGAUAUUUGCCAAUAAAAAUGAGAAUAAAAAUCUCUUGUAGAACCGUUAUUAAAGAAA
Messenger RNA from Phlebotomus papatasi, 1910 nucleotides. RefSeq names its product putative metabolite transport protein HI_1104. The record is from RefSeq and is a predicted model, not a curated record. The coding region runs from base 257 to 1795 and encodes 512 amino acids. NCBI's taxonomy places the organism in Eukaryota, Metazoa, Arthropoda, Insecta, Diptera, Psychodidae. The transcript has 6 exons. Gene Ontology annotation, biological process: transmembrane transport. Gene Ontology annotation, molecular function: transmembrane transporter activity. Gene Ontology annotation, cellular component: membrane.